Molecule: messenger RNA, 1087 nt
Organism: Pogonomyrmex barbatus (red harvester ant)
Lineage: Eukaryota; Metazoa; Arthropoda; Insecta; Hymenoptera; Formicidae
Product: rhodanese domain-containing protein CG4456
Source: RefSeq, a predicted model, not a curated record
UCGAUAUUUUCUCCAAUUCUCUUCUGUUGUGUCUUGAAACUUUUCGGAAGGGAAAGACUGAAACUGUUGAAAAAAAAGAAUUUGGAUUAUUACUUGAAAUAGCAACCACUCAAAAAACGGAUACAAUAAAAAAUUAAUUGUCGUAUAUCUCUUUUUUCAAUUUUUUUACGGCCCAUUAUGGGUGCGUUCAGGGAGCUCGUUACCAUGCUAUCAACGCUAACUCCGCAACUCCGUUCAUGGAGCCAAAAUAGGGCUAGCAAAUACAAAAUGUUCCAUAAGAAGUGGUAUCAACGCAGAGUAAAUCGAAAACGCGAGAAGUUGCUACCUUUCUAUCUGAAUAAACUUUACUCGAGAGACUAUUCAGUUUCUUUUGUUUUAAUGAAGAAAACGUAUACUAUGUCUAAUGUGAAAUAUUUGAUUUUGUUGUUUCAUUCAGCUGUUGUUAUUAGCGAUGUAGUAACACGGAGUUUGCAUUCUUCGAAUAUAUCGCAUCAGAAAACAGACGUUCCAAACCUAUAUGAAAACGAAAUGGCACUUAAUGUCGAUUAUGAACAGCUUCUAGAGGCGCAGAAGGACGAGAAUGUUUUGAUUGUUGACGUUAGAGAGCAUGAUGAGAUAAAUGAGACUGGUAAAUUACCAGGAAGCAUUCAUAUACCAAAGGAUGAUGUCAGUAACGUAUUCUUGAAUCUUUCUGAGGAAGAAUUUGAAAACCGGUACGGCAAACGUAAGCCCACUAAAGAUACAAAAAUCAUAUUCAGUUGCCGAUCUGGCAGGAGAAGUGCUUGGGUGCAGGAAACAAUGCAGAAACUAGGAUAUACUAAGGUUUAUAAUUACACUGGAGGCUGGCAAGACUGGGAAAGCAAGCAAAAGAAAAAUUAACUGAAUAUUAAAGUGAAAUAUUAUAACAAUGGAACUAUUAUUAUAAUGUUGAUAUUUGGAUAUUUUCACUAUUGCAUUAACUUUAAUAUAUGUUUUAACAAUUUUGACACGUUCUAUUAUACAAAAUUAUAAAAGAUACAAUUUUAUUUUGAUGAAAUAAAUGUUGUCGUUUGAUUGUCAAAAUAAUUGCAUGAAAAUUUAAAAAAAA